ACUAACUGUGAUGCUUACCACACAGUAUUUAACAUGAGUAGGAAAGCAAGACUACAGAGUCUUGCCUCAGCUUAUCAAUCAGGUCUGACAGUUUUGCCAUUGCUCAGUACUGCAGCAGCUGGGCAGUUGCUCUGAUGUGAUAGGAAGGUCUGGUCAUUUGGACUACAAAGGAGGCUUGAACAUGUUUGAGUGCUGGCAGACCCUUUGUCAUAGAGCUUCUUGAACACCAUUACACUUGCCAGGCAUUGUCUUGUCUCUUCAUUUCUUUUACCCAGGACUUGUCAUAACAGGCCUUUUGACACAUCAAUUAUCAAUUGUAAAUCUGUAUUUAAUUAUCCAAAAAAAGAAAGUAUUCUGUACCUAGAAUCAAGUCAUCACACACAGAAAAGGAAAAUUACCAUUUUGCUUUUAGUUUCAGGUAGCUUAUCUGUCAACAUCAGCUGUCCCAGGGAAUAGCUACCUUGAAUAGGAAUAUUGUAAAGAAUAGGGUUGAGAACAAAACUGUUCAGCUAGAAACUGCAUAAAUUACCUUUUUUAUAACAGCAUGAAAAGCUUCUUCAAGAGUUUUGUCUUUUAGUUGUUAGUUGGAAGCUGGUAAGCAGUUUGAUAUUCUCGGUUGUGCCUUGCAGAAGUUAGCAUCUACCAUGGUGUGUCCCUGCUCUGUGUAAGGCCACCAGCUUUCUGCUGAGUGGACGCCCUUUGGCUGCUGGGCUGAGGCUGGUGUCAGUCACAGGAACUGGUGGAACUUUUUUCCUCUUCUUGGCCUUUCUAGGCAUUGGAAAAGUCAAACAGAAGCUCUGACAGAACAUUCAGCAGCUUUAUCAUCAUUCUGAGACUGAGGUGUUAAAUAUUUAGGGAGUCAAAAGCAUUCUACAGAUGUGCUCCUUGUGGUCUUCCAGGUGUGUCUCCUAAGAUAAACAGGUGUAUUUCAUUUCUAAAUGUCUUGGCUCUGCAUUCUUGCUUAGUUAAAAGACUGGUUUUUGUAAGGGUUUGGUUUGGGGGAAGUUGGAGUUAGUUUUUAUUCUUCUUCAGUAAAUUAGGUCUGGAAUGGAAAACUAAAAUCUUUCAUGCAGUCUGAACACUGUGAGUCUAAAAAAUUAUAAAGAUGACAUUAAAUCCUUUAAAAUAUUGACAUUAGGGCUAAUGCUGCUUUUUAGCAAUAGAGUAGAGAAGUAAAAGCCAGAGUAAAUGAGCUGUUACUUCAGUAAAAAAACAAGACUGAUAUAAUAAAAAGGUCAGUGUUAAUAAAUGUAGUCUAGGAACCAAAUUUAAGUUAUCUGUCAGAUGUGCUUAAUCCUCCUGGAGAGGAGUGGAUAAUGACCUAUCUAGUUCUAGAAACAGUAAUAUGUUUACUUGCAGGAUUGUAUGACAUGGUUGACUGCAGUAAUACAGCUGGGCUCAGUGAUCUGCAAAAGCUUUAGACCAGUAGAUUUAACAACAGAAAUAGCUGGUUUUUUUGUGUCCCAAUGGGUUUUUUUAAUGUAUCUGAAUUCAGAUGGUGCCUGAUCAGUUAUAUACAGUGAUAAGAAGCCAGAAUAAUAAUUUAUUUUUUUUUCCCCAGAUAUUAAGGGAUUAUUCAUACUUAGUCCAGAGCACCUCAAAAAAGAAGUUUGCCUUGGAGUGGGCUGCAGUUGUGUAAUCAUUCAGAUUUCAGACUAUGUAGUGGAUCUACCAUGUUUUUCACACCAAACCAAGUACAUAAAAUUCUCAGGUAUACAUGAGAUUAGCAGCUCACUAUUUGAGUUAGCUAGUUAGAUAACUAUUUGAUCUAACUGGUAUGUUAAUCCUGAUGUUAUGCUUACAUAAGCUUCUCCAAGUCUAAUUAGCUGGCAAUCCAUGAGAGAUGUCACUGAGUAGAAGGUCUGUGUCCCAAGUGCUGAUAAGUAUGUCCACCCCAAACUGCAUUGCCUUCGAGGAAAUCAGAAAUCUUUUUAUAACCUGUAUCAAUUUGCUUUACACACCUUGCUGGCAGAUUCUUACCUGUUUAAGCCUGUGGUGAUGGAUCUGCCUAAGUCCACUUGUAACUACAUCCUCCCAUGUUAAUUAGGCAGUUGGACACCAGACAUGCCUGGAUAAAGGAACAGUGCUCGGAGGCGCUGACAAGACCACAGCUAUUCAUAUUCUCUGGGCUAAAACACGUAGUGUUGAGGGAGAAGUUUGAUUCGGGAACAGAGUUACAUCUUUUGCAACUACCUUUUUGUCUUUGUCAGAUAGCUCGUAUCAAAGCCGCUGCUAACUGCUGCUGUAGCAACAAACGAAACAUCGCUCUCCUCUUGGAACGUGUUUUAAGACCGGUCUUUAAGGGCAAAGGAAGGGCUGUGGUGCAGGUACGCGGUUCAUUUCCGAGGCCGCGGCGCUGCGCCGGCUGCGAGCUCCAGCCCCGCCGCGCUCCGCGGAGCCGCUCGGGCGCGCCGGGUCCGUCCUCGGGAGCGGCUCCAUCCCCGCCGGAACAGGAAGGCGGCCGGGGCCCGCGGAGGGCCGGGGAGGAGCCGCCGCCCGCAGCAUCCCCGGGGAGGCUCUUGGCAGGCGGGGACCGCCCGCACAGCCCGGAGCAGCGAAAAAAAGUAUGGAGAGGUUUGAACAACAAAACCGAUGGAGCACAAAGGCAGAAACAUGCAGUACCUUGGGACAUUGCGUAAGGGAAAUUGCAACCACGCAGCCAAAACUGGAGCCAAGUGAAAGAAGCAGAGCACUGGGAACAUGGCCCUGCGCGAGAGAGGAACCAGCGGCAGCUCCACCAAUGACAAGCAGGAACAGAACUAUAAUCGUGUUAUUACAAUUGUCUUCCUGGCACUCUUCAUCGACUUGUUGGGAUUUGCUCUCAUCUUGCCACUCUUUCCUUCCAUCCUUGAUUAUUACAGCCAGACUGAGGAUGGAUUCUAUUUGUCAUUGCAACGAGGGGUUGACUGGUUUGCAGUGAUGGCUGGGAUACCUCCAGAGCGGAAAUACAACAGUGUCUUAUUUGGAGGUCUGAUUGGCUCAAUCUUUUCCCUCCUGCAGUUUUUCUCCUCUCCACUCACCGGUGCUGUGUCAGACCACUGGGGCAGAAGGCCUGUCAUCCUGGUGACAGUGAUGGGUUUGAUAGCAUCAUACUCACUCUGGGCUGCCUCUCGGACUUUUGGCGUUUUUCUUCUCUCCAGGAUCAUAGGGGGAAUAAGCAAAGGGAAUGUCAGCCUCUCCACAGCUAUAAUUGCUGACUUGCCAUCUCCAAAAGCACGGAGCAAGGGCAUGGCCAUGAUUGGUGUUGCUUUCUCCCUGGGCUUCACCCUGGGCCCCAUGAUGGGUGCUUACCUCGCCAUGCAGACAGAGAAAGGAGAAGUCUUCUACCUUCGUUCAGCAUUGUCAGCACUCGUGUUUUCUGUGGCUGAUUUAAUUUUCAUCUUCCUCCUUCUUCCAGAAACGCUCCCCAAGGAAAAACGGGUCCCUUCUGUGACAUCUGGAUUUCAGGCAGCAGUUGACUUGCUCAGUCCUUUGGCUUUAUUUCAGUUCUCUGCAGUCACCCGAGGAAAGGAAUCCCCUUCAAAGCAGAAUCUUCAGAAUCUCAAAAUUUUGGGCCUGGCCUACUUCCUGUACCUCUUCCUGUUUUCUGGCUUGGAGUACACACUGAGUUUUCUCACUCACCAGAGAUUCCACUUCAGCAGCAUGCAGCAGGGCAAGAUGUUUUUCUUUAUCGGAAUAACAAUGGCUGGGAUCCAGGGAGGCUAUGCUCGCCGAAUCAAGCCAGGAAAUGAAAUCAGAGCUGUAAAAAGGGCUAUUAUGUUGCUGAUUCCAGCGUUCCUGUUAAUUGGAUGGGCUGCAAAUGUGACCAUGCUGAGUGCUGGACUGUUGCUGUACUCCUUCGCUGCAGCCAUUGUCAUCCCAUGUUUGUCAGCAGUGGUGUCAGGCUAUGGCACUGUCAGCCAGAAGGGACGAGUCAUGGGCAUCCUGAGGAGCCUGGGCGCCCUGGCCAGAGCCCUGGGACCUAUCCUGGCAGCUGCAGUUUACUGGCUGGCCGGGGCAGAGAUUUGCUUCAUUAUCUGUGGAGCUUUUUUCCUUGUCCCCUUGGCUCUACUCAGGUCUAUAAAACAGCAGACAAAGGAGGAGUAGAAAGGAACUACAAAAUCAUCACUAGCUUCCAAGGACCUCUGCAAGACCUGACUCUUGGCACCUGACUCUGCCGAGCAAAUAGGAAGAGCAAGAUUUUGAUCUUCUGGAAGGAGAUACAUGAUGAACAUUUGCAGCAACAACACACAGCAAUUGUUUUAAGGUGGUCUCUCAGCCAGCUGGGUUAGGUUUGCAAAUAGAAAAACACCAAACAAAUGAAAACAGACACACAAUCCCCACAAAGAGUUGAGUAAGGCAUUAAGAGCAGCAGAGAAGCAGAGACAGCACAACAGCAGCAGGCCUGGAGCCGUCCCCACUCACUGUGCUGUUGCACUCAGGGCUCUGCUCCUCACCCUGGGCCUGUGCAGGGGCUGCACUGGCACAGAACAAACUCUCAGGACCAUUCUGAUGGUGUUUCUGUACAAGUGGUACGAGAGUUCUGCAAAUGCUGCAUCCACACCUGCAUGGUGGUCAAACAAAAGCAGAAGCACAGUAAAGGCUGCCUGGUACCCCACUGGUACUUUGGGACAGGUGGACUAUUUUUAAUAUACAAUUAAAUUUGGAGAGAUGUUUUAUAUUUCUAAUACUGUGUGAUGUUUUUGAUGACAAAGCCCUGUUCUUUUUGCAUUACAAUAAACGGUUACAUUGAACAGUCCUGUGGUCAGUUCAUUACAGUUGUUACACCCCUCUGAACUGAACAUCCCUGUCUGGCUGAGGCAAAAAGGGGCCAGAAUUUCACCCAAGGUGCCGAAGACCUCCUUGAGGGAGCCAGCCAUGGAUGACAGCACCAUGCUGAGCCCAGCUAAUGGGUGGGGGAAGGAACCUCCAAGCAUGUUCUGCCCAGUGCUGGGAAUCUGGGAAGGGAGCCCUGCAGUAGCCAAUUUGAGUAUUUUCUGAGAAUGAAAGCCAUCGUUAAUCAACACACUACAUUAAUCAUUUAAAAAAAAACUAAGCAACUGAGGCUAUGGAAUAAAAAUGUACAAGUUUUGAAAGCAGAGCAUGAUUUUUUUUUUCAAGAGUUUUAUUUGUGAGUAGAACUUAAUGAUACAAGAAAGAAAGAAAAAUACAGGACUUUAUUCUGCCCCAAAGUGUGUAACCAUACCAUACAUGACUACAUUUCAUAUUGUAAUACAAAGAACUAAAAGAACAAACUACAAAAUUAGAAAUUAAGAGUCAUUGCAUAUGUGGUCAAGAUAAAUGGAGGGACUUCAGUAAAGAACUGAAACAUACAGCCAUUAGUCAUUUAGUUACGACCCUGCAAUAAAACACAAUUAGCAAAAUAAGUGUUGUUUGCUUCCUAGUGUACAAGGACAUACAGUGUUAGAGCAGAAGCUGAAAGCCAUUCGUGCCAUGCAGUCCUGCCUGAGCGUCGCUGUCCGGGGGCUCCGGCCCAGUGCCCGCCUGCUCUGUCCCACACCGGCCCCGCCACCUUUCCCAUGGUCCCAGUGGCCACCUCCAAACCUCUGUUCUCACUUGAACACUGACAGCUCAAUUCCACUUCCAGCUGUUCCCAAAAACCAGCUCGAGGCAUCGGCACCUCCCAGCCUGACACAGGCCUUGCUCUGCCCACCCAGAGCUGCCUCCAGCCGCUCCACCCGCCCAGCCCUCCGUGCUUUCUGCUGCAUGAAUGUAAGGCAUUAGUUCUCUGCUAUUUUACCAAUUGCAACAUUUAAUAUUGUCCUAAAAGGUUACAUCCAUGUUCUGUUGUAUUACAGACACUUCCUGUGAGUCAGUGUGUUGCCCUUACCCCCAUGGGGUGUUGGGGUUUGCUGCUGUUAAACCCGAAAUGCAAAUUCUAGAAACCAGAAUUGGUCCCUGCCCCGCCAGCCCUGGGCCGGGGAACGGCACCCGCUUUCCGGAGAAUUCCGCAAGCUUGACCUACCUGAUCUUAAACUACUUUUAUAAUUAGUGAUAGACAGAAGCAUGGCAAUAACUGGGAAAUAGUGAACUCAGUGGUGAGAGUGAUUUGCCAUGCUGCACGUUAAACAAACAUUUAUAGCAAACGGUGAAAAUACACCCUUUAAGGUUACACGGGAUUUCUGUACUUGACCGCUGGCAACAACAACAAAAACAAAGAAAUGCCAGCUUUUGUAAGUGAAAAUAUAAUUACUAUAAAACAAGGUGAAAUACUCACUGUAAUGCAUUUACAUUUUUAUCAAUGGGAAGGAACAAACACAAAAGGCUGCACAUGGGGUUCAUGCACAGCAAGGUUGCAUGUGCAACAAAGGGGUUUUUAAGAGGAUGAAAAAACCUGUGCUAAGGCCCAAAAUACACCUGCCCAUGCUUCACGCCACCAGCUGGGAAACUUCUGAAAUACUUUUACUGCAGUUACUUUUUAACCUUUUCUAACAGCCAAAUCGCCACAUGAUUCAGCCAGGCAAGAGCAAAGACAGAUUUCCCUUAAACUGUAAUUCACUAGAAAGAAAAAAAAAAAAA
Messenger RNA from Parus major (Great Tit), 6519 nucleotides. It is a transcript of the gene SLC75A1, whose product is annotated as major facilitator superfamily domain containing 10. Lineage: Eukaryota; Metazoa; Chordata; Aves; Passeriformes; Paridae. The transcript has 14 exons. Gene Ontology annotation, cellular component: brush border membrane. Gene Ontology annotation, biological process: transmembrane transport. Bases 2701 to 4086 code for a protein of 461 amino acids. Gene Ontology annotation, molecular function: transmembrane transporter activity. The record is from RefSeq and is a predicted model, not a curated record.